UAAGCGCUGCAAACAACAUGGAGGAUAGUGAAAACAAUUUGCCAAAGACCAGUCAUUUUUUACUGUAAACAACGCUCAGUUGCACUAAAACCUGCCUUCAUUGUUAAUGUAUUAGCGAUGUUAAUAUUGAACCUCAGCUGCUGGCAGGUCUGACUCUGCAAAGGACCAUGCUCUAUCUCCGCCUGUCCCGGAGGCUCCAGCCUCGGACACAGGUAGGCUCUGUCCCCCGACAGAGUGUCCAUAAACUGGCAUCACUUAAGAAUGUCAGAAUGCUUCCUCCAAAGAAAGUCCAAAGCUUACUUUACCCCUUCAGUCAGAUGGAGACUUACCUGGACAGGUCGGUGGACAGGACACAGUUCCAGCACUUCCAUCCCAGCGUGGAGGACAUGGUGAAAGCAGAAACGCUCUUCCUCUCCUCGCCGUCUCAUAAGAUCGAUUACUACAUCUCUGCAGAGCGGUUGGACCAUGUUCCUGCACUGAAACAACCAGAGGUGUGUUUCAUCGGCAGGAGCAACGUGGGCAAGUCCUCUCUCAUCAAAGCUCUGUUCUCCCUCACCCCGGAGGUAGAGGUCCGGGUGUCCAAAACUCCUGGUCACACUAAAAAGAUGAACUUCUUCCGGGUCGGCCGAGCUUUCACCGUGGUGGACAUGCCCGGGUACGGACACAGAGCGCCCAAAGACUUUGUGGAUAUGGUGGAGCCGUACCUUUACACCAGGAAGAAUCUGGUGAGGACAUUCCUGCUGGUCGAUGGCAGCGUUGGUCUGCAGCAGGACGACCUGAUCGCCAUGGAGAUGUGUGAGGAGAUCAGACGUCCAUAUGUGAUGGUGGUAACUAAGAUUGACAAAUCAGGCUAUGGAACUCUGCUGAAGGUCUUACUGAGUCUGCAGGAUGUGGUCAGAACAAACACCAUGAGCUGCUUCCCCCAGCCGCUGCUUGUCAGCUCCCUGAACUUCUGGGGGAUCUACCUGCUGCGCUGCUUCAUCGCUCAUGUAACAGGGAGCAUCAGUUUGACGGACACCUCUCUCAGCUGACCUGAGGCCAGCGCACUGGGUGGAGCUGGGAGUUGCCUAACUUUUAUUUUUAUUUCAUAAUAAAAUGUGAUUCAUUCACCUGUCCAAAGGCUGGCUGUCAUUGUUUUUCUAAGUUGGCUGUGAUCCAGGGCCAUGAUGCUGUCAGCUGCUUUAAGAGACCAGGGAUUAAUGAAUAAGAGAGGAACCUUGAGUAUUAUGAGAAAAACAACACCCAAACACUGUGGUAGUGACCUGUCAAUCACAAGUCCCGCCCCAACAUACACAUCAGGAAAGUGUUUACUGAGGUAAUAAAUUAGGUGACAAGUAGGCUAAUUUUCUCAUAAACUUCUACGCAAUCUUACUUUUAUGGUGUGGACAUCUUCAAAAUAACUGAAAUGGUUGGAUGACUCCGAAAAGGAUGAGUGGGUAAUUAAUAACCUGUCCGACUGACUCACUGAGAGUACUGACAUUCACCACAUUAUGUUGUUUGGAGGUACAAGUGACAACUAAUACUGACAUUUUAAAGGCCUUCAGACAAAGAAUAUUACACCUGUUUCACACGGCCCUUAAACCUGCAGGAGUACACUUUGUAGCUUAUGCAAACUAAUUCCUGAAAAAACUCACGUAAAUGACAAGGGCCUUGCUUUGCUUUGCUUUGCUCUGUGUUUUCUUUAAACUGUUCUUUCUCACUUUUGUAUUUUCUGGAUUAACUGUUUACCAAUUAAGAUGUAUCAAAAGGAUUAAUUUGUUGCAGUGAUGGUUAGAAAAUCAUUAAACUGUUAAAAAAAUAAAUACAAAAUGUUUCUCA
Messenger RNA from Eleginops maclovinus (Patagonian blennie), 1818 nucleotides. It is a transcript of the gene gtpbp8, whose product is annotated as GTP binding protein 8 (putative). Lineage: Eukaryota; Metazoa; Chordata; Actinopteri; Perciformes; Eleginopidae. The transcript is spliced from 8 exons. Gene Ontology annotation, molecular function: GTP binding. Gene Ontology annotation, cellular component: mitochondrion. The record is from RefSeq and is a predicted model, not a curated record. Bases 168 to 1031 code for a protein of 287 amino acids.